AUGUACUCUCCUUCUAACCAGUUAUUGACUCCAUUAUUGCUCCUCUCUCUCCUUUUCCAAAUAUGCGUUUCCCUAGACACCAUAACGCCGGACGAGCCUCUUAAAGACGGUGACAUCCUCGUCUCCCACCGAGAAACGUUUGCACUUGGGUUUUUCAGUCCAGCAAAUUCUAGCCGUCGCUACGUCGGCAUUUGGUAUAACAAAGUGCCACUAAAAACGGUUGUUUGGGUCGCUAACAGAGACGACCCUCUCGACGACACUGCCGGUAUAAUCUCCAUCGACGGUCAUGGAAACCUCGUCAUCACCGAGACGAACCGAAGCAUCCCUAUCUGGUCUACCAACGCUUCUGUUGUCUCCGCGAACCAUUCCAUGGCUAGGCUCUUGGACACCGGGAACCUCGUUUUGGUUCAUCCAGAAACCCUGAGCUUUAUAUGGCAGAGCUUUGACUUUCCGACCGACACUUUGCUUCCGUUUAUGAAACUCGGGCUCGAUCGCCGUACUGGACUGAACCGGUUCCUGACAUCUUGGAAGUCCAAAGAUGACCCAGGAACCGGCAACUGCACCUAUGCGAUUGAUCCAACCGGUUAUCCGCAGCUGUUCUUAUACGAGGGUGGGGCUCCUUUGUGGCGGGGCGGAUCUUGGACCGGACAAAGAUGGAGCGGCGUACCCGAAAUGACACGGAAUUACAUCUUCAACGGCAGCUACGUGGAUAAUCAAGAUGAGAUCACCAUUGAAUACGGUGUCACUGUACCUAAUGUUUUCACUAGAGUGAUGGUGGAGGAACCUGGGGUAGUGAAGCGGUCUGCUUGGCACGAGACCGGGUGGGUCGGGUUUUGGUCCGCCCCGAAAGAGAAGUGCGAUAACUACCAAGAAUGCGGUCCAAACAGUUACUGUGACCCGAACAACGUAGAAAAGUUUGAGUGCACGUGCUUGCCCGGGUUUGAACCCAAGUCGGCCCGUGAUUGGUUCUUGAGAGAUGGGUCGGGCGGGUGCGUGAGGAAUCAAGGAGUGUUCACGUGCAACAGCGGAGAAGGGUUCGUGAAGCUUGCACGUGUGAAGGUGCCGGAUACCUCGAUAGCACGCGCGGACAUGAGUCUGUCAUUGAAAGAGUGCGAGCAAGACUGCUUGAAGAAUUGUACUUGCACGGCAUACACCAAUGCAAACGAGACAAAGGGAGGGAUUGGGUGCCUUACAUGGCACGGCAACUUGGUGGACGCGAGGGUUUAUUCAAAUGGAGGACAAUAUUUAUAUCUACGCGUGGAUGCAGCUACAUUAGCUCAAUAUGCAAAAAAGAAUGGUCUUCUUCAGAAUAAGGGAAAGCUGGCGAUUCUUGUGAUUUCUGUUGCACUAAUGCUGUUUAUUGUGGCUUCCAUUGUGUAUUGGUUCAUAAUGAGGAAGAUAAAGGGUAAGUAAAACAUGAUUUUUAA
Messenger RNA from Juglans regia (Persian walnut), 1427 nucleotides. RefSeq names its product G-type lectin S-receptor-like serine/threonine-protein kinase RKS1. Gene Ontology annotation, biological process: recognition of pollen. Bases 1 to 1413 code for a protein of 470 amino acids. The record is from RefSeq and is a predicted model, not a curated record. Lineage: Eukaryota; Viridiplantae; Streptophyta; Magnoliopsida; Fagales; Juglandaceae. The transcript has 2 exons.